AUGGGGGGGCUCGGGGGAAACUGGGGAAGCGGGGGAGCCGAGGGGUAACCAGGGAAGCGUGGGGAAGCGGGGUGCAGGGACGUGUGCGUGGGCCAAGGAUCACCUUGGAAUCUGGAGUCUGGCAGGAGCGGAGAGGGGCUGAGGGGCUGGCUUGGGCAGGGCUGGCGGGCACCUGGGAGCCUGGUGGGGACGAGGUGCGGGCUCCCAGGUGCCCAGGAGGCAGGAUAGCAUCGGCUGGAGAGUGAGGGGCCCAAGCCGGGGGUGCAGGAGGAAGAGGGGGGAGCCAGACAUUCAUCCCGGUCAAUUCUGGUUUCAGGUCGUGGCGGCUGGUGGACAGGGGCAGUUGGAGAGUGGUGCGCCCCGGGGCCAGGGGCCGUGGCGGUGUAGCUGGCAGCCGUGGGCAGGUGGAGACAGCGGUCUGCCGGGCCAGGUGAGUCCCCUUCCCUCCCUGGGCCUUGCUCCACUGGCCUCUGCACCAGGAGGCUCUGGGAGCAAGGCCGGCGAGGUGAAGCGGGAGACUGCCCGGCAGAGCGGGGAUGAUGGCAGGGCAGGCAGCACAGGGGACACCGUCUCAGGGGGAGCUGAGACCAGGCAGGCUGGGGGCCGCAGGCCGUCCCAGGCGGGAAGAGCAUUUCGAGAGAGUAGCGGGGAGAAGAGGAAGGGCUGCCAGCGAGGGAGGUGUCAGGGGGCCGCAGAGAUCCAGCACUUGCGGGGGCAUUCCAGGCCCGGGUCGGACAGCGAGGCAGGGGACUCAGGACCGCAGGGUCCCCAGCCGCCACCUCACCCACUGCAAUUCAUUUAGGAGAAGGUACAGGAGCGGCUCCGUCCAGGCCUCCCACGGCCUGAGCCGGAGCCUCGAGGGCUGGAGAAAGGGACAGAAGGCAGUGCGCGGGGAACCGCAGCGGGUUGUCACCUGGAGGGAGCGGUGGCCGCAGGGUGGGCCCCUGAGAGAUUCCCGCAGCAAGGAGGCUGCUGGGGGCCUGGCCUGCGGACGCGCCGUUCCCACGAGGCACUGCGGCCCAGGGGCUGGUGCGGGAGGGCCCCCGGCACGUGGGGACACUGUACGCCCUCACCGCUCCUCUGGGACUGGCACGGUAGACAGGACAGCAUCCAGGGGAGUCAAGGGCAUUGGAGACCAGAUUAGGCGAGGCGGGCGGGGCGGAGUGAGUGGGACUUCUCGGGGGGGGGGAGGUUGGGGCGCAGGCGGGGGUGAGGAGCCGGAGCCUGGUGGGGAGCCAGGGGGCACUGGCCUCCGAGCCCGUGGCCAAGCGGGCCUCUGCGGGUGAUGAUGGAGCAGAGAUCGGUGCCUCUGCGCUCGGACCGGAGACGAGGUCACGUCUCCGGCAGGGGUGGACGUGUCUGCCAGCCACCGAAGGCCGGGCGGUAGGUAGGACAUGCUCAGAGGGACAUGAUAUGGUCCGGCGUGACGGCGAGGACAGACAGGACGCCGUCCAGCCUCCCUGAACAUCCUUGGCUGGCCCCGCGGGGAGCUGGGCACCAGCAUCUCUGUUCCUUUGCUUUCCUGAAGGAGCCAAUACACUAUGCUGCUCUCUAGACCCCAGAACCCUCAAGACGACAAGAAAUGGUGCUACCCAGCUCAUGCCUGGGCCUUGGAACCCGGACUUCUUCAAGUCCUUCUAGCUCUGAUCCAAGAAUAUGCUGCAUUCUGGAACCACUACACCACUUGACUCAGGAACCAGCUCUGGAAGGUCAAGCCAAAGGAACAGACGACCCACAACACCGGACAAACCAGCGGCACCCGCGGCCACACCCACCCCCCGCCCGGCAAUUCCAUCUUUGCGGCCACCCCGCCACGUCCAGGAGACCAUCAGCACCCUCCCUUCCUCCUCUUCAUCCUUUUCUCUGACUUUUUUCUACUCUUCUCUCCUCUAUCCUUUGCUCAGAGGACCCAGAGCAUCCAGGACUCCGCUUCCCCGUCCCUCCUGAAUUAAUUUGCACUAAGUCGUUUGCACUGGUUUGGGGUUCUGGAACCAGCCUUGGGUCUCUGAGCGAGUGUCUGAGCAAACUGCUGAGUGGCCCGGCCUCCUUGGCCUGCGUGCCCCCGCCCAGCGCCCACCGUCCUUCAUCUCUGUCUGGGGGUGACCGGGUUGGGGCCUGAGUGUGUGAGGCCCCGCCCUCCCCUCGCCUAGUCUGGAGGCUCCAAACACCGAGCCAGCCCUGAAGCAUUCCGUCACGCGGCCCUCUCGCCACGUGCCCCUCCCCACCAGGACUUCCCCAGAAGGCCUGGACUCAUCAAUAAACUCAGUCACAGGAA
Messenger RNA from Vicugna pacos (alpaca), 2275 nucleotides. RefSeq lists its product as uncharacterized. The record is from RefSeq and is a predicted model, not a curated record. Lineage: Eukaryota; Metazoa; Chordata; Mammalia; Artiodactyla; Camelidae.